GAACUGAUCAAUUACGUAGCGUAAACUGAGAAGACAUACGUUCGGCAGUACAGUAUUGGCAAUUUUACGAUGGUGAAGGUACAGAAUCAGGAUAGAAAACUGCAGUUAUUUUGGCGCGAGUUUCUUUUGUGGUCCUUCGGAUGUUUUCUUCUUUACUCCGCGUAUGGGACAUUGCUUAAUAUGCAAUCCAGCAUAAACGUCGUGGAUGGAUUAGGAACAUUUUCGGUCACCAUUACGUAUGCUACAUCAGCUUUAGUUUCCUUGCUUUGUGCACCGAUAUUGCUGCGUAAGUUUGGAGCAAAAAAAUGUGUUUGCGCAAGCGAACUGACAUACGUUGCGUACAUGCUAGCGAAUUUCUAUCCUGUGUUCUGGACCAUGGCUCCGACGUCCUUUAUACUUGGAAUAGGCGAUUGUAUCGUAUGGAGUGUUUUUGCAAUUUUCAAUUCUUAUUUUGCAAAUAAGUAUUCGGUCCUGAAGGGAACACCUUGUAACUCUUCUAAGUUUUCGGGAUAUUUCUAUGCUAUAUUCCAAUGUGCAAAGAUAUUUGGAAAUCUUGUCUCCUUUGUAGUACUUUAUGCAUUUUCGGAAGCUACAUCCGUGGAAAAUAUUUCUGCUUCAGCAUCAUCAUUUAAGAGUAAUACGACGUUAUUGAAUCACGUUACUCCAAGCGAAAAUGUAGCAUCACACACGAAUGAAACUUCAAAUUUCGUGAGAGAAUAUUGUGGAGCCAGGGAUUGUCAAGAUCCAUCAGUUGUUGAUGACACAAUAACUCAAUAUAUUCCAAGUGCUGAAAUUGCACGUUAUUCAUUAUUAAGUCUCAUGUUAUUACUAUGCAUAUGUGCUUUUGGAGUACAUCUUGUGUUUCUGCCAAAUACACAAGGAGAGGAGUUUGCAGACAACACGGAAGCAAAUGAUUCAAAGUGCAACAAUUUCGUAUGGAUUGGAAUAAAAGACAGUUUCAAACAUUUAUUAAACGUUCAACAAUUGUUGGUGAUGACAAUAACAUUUUAUGCAGGACUGCAAUAUGCUUUCAUAAUAUGUGAGCUGACACGAGCAUUUUCUUCUUGCAUUUUCGGAUUGUCAAUGGUACCCAUCCACAUGUCAGCUUACGGUUUAUCCGCGUGCGUGGUAGCAUAUGUUAUUGGAAAAUUUAUCAAAUCUGCCGGACGCAACUGCCUAUUUGCUUUCGCUGCAAUCAUGGAUAUUGCUGGAUAUGCGUAUUGUCUGUUUGUCGAGGCAGAUUCUAUAAGCUCUUGGAUGCUGUUUGUCGUAUUUUUUACCAUGGGUGGGGUACAAGGAAUAUGGAUUGUCAUGACGAACGUUCUUUAUAUGGUUUACUUCCCUGAUCGUUUGGAUAUAGCAGGACCAAUGUGGAGCGUUCUAUUUAUUUGUGGAAUUGCUGUACAAUUUGGUUGGUCAACUAGCCUAUGCGUUGCAGAAAAAAUUUUCGUUCAUUUAGGAGUGCUUGCUCUAAGUAUGUUAACAUAUGCUCUAGCAGAAAUUCGACAUCGCAAAAAACAUGGGCUGAUAAUAGUCAAAAUCGACGACAAUGACCAAAAUGUUGAAGAAAAUAAGAACGAAAUUGAACAUGAUGGACUACUUUCUAAUAGCAAACGGAAUUGUUCUGAAGCAAUUGAAAUCGCAUAGACUUUGUUUUUUUAAUAGUUAUAUAUAUGCAGACGGUUUAUAUCGUUUAUGAAAUUUUGAUAAUUAUUUAAUUCUUACCGUAAGUUCAUGUGUGGCACGACAUCUGCAAGUAACGACGUUAUCGCCAUGAAUUGUGCAAACACAAAAAAAUUUUGAUGCGA
Styela clava is the source of this 1808-nucleotide messenger RNA. RefSeq names its product protein unc-93 homolog A-like. NCBI's taxonomy places the organism in Eukaryota, Metazoa, Chordata, Ascidiacea, Stolidobranchia, Styelidae. The record is from RefSeq and is a predicted model, not a curated record.